AUGCAUCGUGCCGCGGGUUCUGUUGCACAUCCCCCAUACUUCGAUGGCCACAACUAUGGUGCUUGGAAGGUUAAGAUGAAGUCGUUUCUUUGGUCCUUAGAUGAACGUGUAUGGAAUACAGUGGUUCGUGGAUUUCCUAAACCCACAAAGAAGAUCGGAAAAGGAGAUGAAGCAACCACAGUUGUCAAAAUCAGAGAGGAGUGGACCACUGAAGAAGUCACACAUAGCACUAAUAAUCAAAAGGGGUUAAAUACUUUAUUUACUGCUGUUUCUUCCGAUCAAUUUGAAUAUAUAUCUGGUUGUGAUACUUCUAAGGAAGCUUGGGAUAUUUUGCAGGUUACUCAUGAAGGAACAGAUACUGUCAAGGGAGCCAAGCUUCAAAUGCAUACUUUACAAUUUGAGACACUCAUGAUGGAUGAGAAUGAAACUUUUUCUGAAUUUUAUGCUAAACUUUGUGUAAUUGUGAAUGCUUGUUCAAGUUUAGGUGAAAAAAUUUCGAAAGAUAGGGUUGUGAAAAAGAUUUUGAGAUCCUUGCCUCAACGGUUUCAACCAAAGAUCACGGCUAUUGAAGAGAUUCGUGACUUGAACACCGUGAAAGUUCAAGAACUCAUAGGGUCCAUACAAACCUAUGAGAUGAAACAUCUAGCUCCUAAAAAGAGCAAAAGUGUUGCUUUCAAGGUUGUGAAUGAAGAAGAUGAUGGGCAUUCCGAUGAAGAUUGCAGUGAUGAGGAAUUAACGAUUCUCACAAGACGAUUCAUGAAAUUUCUCAAGAAUCAGGAUCCGCGGAGUCGAGAUUCAAAAGGUAUAAAUUCUAAAAAUAGAUUUGUUGACUAUACUGAUGGUGGGUCUAAAUUUCGCAGGUCAAAUGAACGAAAGAAUCCAAGAGAAAAGUUCAAAUGUUUCGAAUGUGAAGGUUAUGGACACAUAUCUUCGGAAUGUGCCAAGACCUUAAAGAAAGAAAAGAAUGGUAAGAAUAAGGCAAUGCAUACUACUUGGAGUGACAGUGAUUCUGACUCUGAAAAUAAAGAGAAGGCCAUUGCACUUAUCACGACUGUAAGCUUGGAUGAACCAACGAAGAAGGAUGAUGAUUGUGAAGAUAUGGAUGUUGAGUUUAUCAUGAACAAAUAUGAUGAUUUGUUGGCUGCCUCUCAGAAACUUAGCAAACAAAAUGAAGAGUUUGUAAAAUCCAUUGCCGUGCUGAAGCUGGAAAAUUGCAGGAUUGCAAAGGAGUUUCAAUACCCUGACGCAGAUUCCCAAAAGGUAAGUGCAGGUAUAAACGAAAAAUUGAUGUUUUUACAGAAAAAAUUGACUGAUCAGAACAAAUUAAUUGCAUCUCUAACCUCUGACAACAAAGCCCUUGAACUUGAACUUAAAAAUUCAAAGGAAAGGAUUGUUUCUUUAACCAUUGGUGCUGAAAAAAUUGACAGGAUGAUUAGCAUGGGAAGAAGAGAUGGUGACAAACGAGGCUUGGGAUUUGAACCAAGUAAUAAGUCUUCCGCUGUGUCUAAAACAAAGUUUGUCAAAUCCUCUUCACCUAUUGAACCAUCUGUAGUUCAUGAAGUCAAGAAAUUCACUCCAAUUUGUCACUUUUGUGGAACUCGUGGGCACAUAAGACCAAGAUGCAAUAAGCUUCGAAACGAAUUUGUUCGUUCAAAUUUUCAUGUCAUGGGUGGAAAAGUAAGUAUCCAACAUAAGAUUUAA
This is a messenger RNA of Prunus avium (sweet cherry), 1701 nucleotides long. NCBI's taxonomy places the organism in Eukaryota, Viridiplantae, Streptophyta, Magnoliopsida, Rosales, Rosaceae. The record is from RefSeq and is a predicted model, not a curated record.